This is a messenger RNA of Trypanosoma theileri, 3489 nucleotides long. RefSeq names its product ubiquitin hydrolase. Gene Ontology annotation, cellular component: nucleus; cytosol. Gene Ontology annotation, biological process: regulation of protein stability; protein deubiquitination. NCBI's taxonomy places the organism in Eukaryota, Euglenozoa, Kinetoplastea, Trypanosomatida, Trypanosomatidae. Bases 1 to 3489 code for a protein of 1162 amino acids. The transcript has a single exon. Gene Ontology annotation, molecular function: cysteine-type endopeptidase activity; cysteine-type deubiquitinase activity. The record is from RefSeq and is a predicted model, not a curated record.
AUGUUGAAUGUCCUUGAGGUUGUUCGACAUGUAUUUUGGGACGAUGCUUUGUAUGACAGAAAUUUAUUACCACCCGAAGCUGCAUUAGAAAAAUGUCAAACAACAUUAGCAGAUUUAGCAACUAUGACUGGUGCCGAACGCAUCGCUGUAUUUGAGGAGUGUUGUAUUCAUGACGUCCUUCAUCCUGUAUUUCUUAGAGCACUACAACGACUAACGGCAAUUUACGGUUCUGGAGCUAUAGAUGAAAAUUGUAUAGUUCAUCGCCAUUUAAGUGCACAACAAUGGAGUCCUUUUGUUUCUACUGUACCUCUUCUUGGUUAUUCCUUUGUUAAUAGCGCUGCGUUUAAAAAUGAAGAAACAGAUGUUCAGAUUCCCCGUCCUAAGGGAGCGAUAAGUUUUAAUAGUGGGGAUAAGAAAUCCAAAAUAAAAUACAAUGGAUUAUUAAAUCAAGGAGCUACAUGCUAUUUGAAUUCACUUCUACAAUCAUUAUUUCAUAUUUCGGAGUUUCGUUUAACAAUAUAUCAAAUGCCAACUUUAGAAGAGGCUCAAGAAAAAAAUGAUGUCAAUAUCAAAAGAACAAAAUCCAUUCCAUAUGCUCUUCAAAGAUUAUUUUGUCUUCUUCAACGAGGAAAUGAAGCAGUCGAUACUACGGAACUUACCGAAUCUUUUGGAUGGAGUUCUACAGAUAGUUUUGUACAACAUGACGUCCAUGAGAUGACUUGUGAAUUACUGGAUAAUCUAGAAAAUAAGCUUAAUAACGUUCAGACUCCUGAAAGAAGUAUUGAAACAACAAAGGUAAAGAAUAAUGCUAUUAGUAAACUAUUUGUAGGAGUCUUGGAAUCUUUUGUGCGUGUAGAUGAAGUAGAUUAUUACGGAUCGAGAGAAGAGUUAUUUUACGAUCUACAACUUGUUGUAAAGAAUACAAGAAAUAUUUACAUGAGUUUAGAUAAAUUUUUUCAAGUUGAAGUUCUUGAUGGGAAAAACAAAUAUUGUCUAGAAUCUGAUGGGAAAAAAUCGUAUCAUCGGGCUGAAAAAGGUGUAAGAUUAAAACUUACUCCACCUAUAAUGUUGUUACAUUUAACACGUUUUGACUACGAUUUAGAAAGAGGUGAAAGUAAAGUUUUGAGUCGUUGGGAUUAUUAUAAUGAAUUGGAUUUAUCAACAUAUAUGCCUCAUGCUUCUAAAAGUGAUACACAUUAUACUCUCUGUAGUGUGUUAGUUCAUUCAGGAUCAAAUACUGGAUUUGGACACUAUUUUUGUUUUUUACGAUGUUCAAAUGUGUGGUACAGAUUUAAUGAUGAAAUAGUUUCACCAGCUUCUCUUCGAGAUGUUUUUGGGGCAAAUUUUGGUGGAGUAAAAGUAAAUUAUUGGGGUUCUGAAGUGCCAAAUACGACAAACGCUUACAUGUUAAUUUACAUUCGAACUUCUGAAAUGAAUCAUUUACUAAGACAUGUGGGACCAGAAGAUGUUCCAUUGCAUGUAGUUCAACAAUUAGAACGUGAACAUGAAGAAUAUGUACGACUUCUAAAAGAGCGAGCUGAAGACCAUUUGUAUGGAAAGAUUUAUCUUAUACAACCUCAGGAUAUUGUAGAAGAUCAUGAAUUUCUUUCUUCUUCUCGUUCACGAGGUAAACAAUUUCCAUCAACUAGAACAUUUAGAGUUUUAUUGAGUGAAGAAGCUCUUCCACAAAUUCAAUCAUUUGUAGAAAAAAAUCUUGGUAUUCCAACUUCUGAACAAACACUUUGGUAUACUUCAAAAAGAGAUAAAAAUAAUUCUCUUCAUUUACAUAAACAAAUUACUAGUAAAUUAACUGUAUCAGAUAUUUUAUCUGGAGAAAAAGAAUGCUGUGUCCUUGUUAUUAGUUCCACUAAUGCACAUCAUGUUGAAGUUGAUGGAGAUGGAGAGUUAGAGUAUGAUAUAUAUCAUCAUAAACUAUACAUUCCACUACAAUUAAAAGUGGUUUUUUUGGGAUGCACAGUCAUAAAACGAAAGAGACAUACUACAUCAGAAGAAGUAUUACAAUUAAUAAAACCUUUUAUUAGGAAUUCUAUUUUAGAAGUUCCUGAUGAAAAUUCUCAUACACGUAAUCAUCAUUUAACAAGAAUGGGUUCAAAAUGUAUAGAUGAUUCUGAUUUACUAGUAUUCAAUUCUCUUGAAUCAACCAUGGGAGGAAGUAUUCUCUCUUGUAAAGAAUCUGGGGAAAUGCCUGAAAAGGAAAUAUCUGUAUUAUGUGAGUGUGAACAUAAUACAUUUUCUAAAUGUCCAGAAUAUUUGCGAUCUGGAGACGUUUUGGUAUGGCAAGAGGAAAUAUCUUUAGAAAAUAAAUGUAAUGUUUUUUAUCCUGACGUUAUAAGCUUUCAACACUUUCUUCGUCACCGAAUUCCUGUGGAAAUUAAACUAAAUUUAGCGCCUACUUAUCCAACACUUAUCAAUACACAACUUGCAGAGGAUAUGACUUAUGAACAACUUCAACGUUACGUUGCUCAACUUAUUGGUGAUCCAAAAAAUUAUGAUCGUAUUCGUUUUACUAUGUACAACCCAGAGACGAAAUUACCAUACUUCAUGAAAGGAACGAAGAAAGUCCGUCCAACACUUUUAAAAUUGCUAUCACCUUCUCAACAUUGUGUUUCCCUUUCACAAUAUCUUUAUUACGAAUAUUGUAAAUAUACAGUUACAGAAAUUGAGGCGGCACAUUCACUACAGUUUAAACUAUUUAGCGAGCAUGUAAAACCCAUGAGUGAACAUUGGAUACUUAUGCCUCGUGCAUUUCCUAUUACUACCAAAGAACUCUUUAGUACAUGUGUGAAUGAAAUUCAAAAUGCAAAACCUUCGCAUAUCAUUUCAUUCCCAACAACUCCUAUUGUUGUAAAAAAUUCGAGUGAAAAAGACUGUAAUCAAGUUAAUCCAUUUGAAUCGGAUGCUUUGUUUUAUAGUAAUCUUGUUCCUCCUGAUGCGUGGCAAGUACUCCGACUCGUUGAUGUUUGGAGUGGGAGAAUUUACAAUGUAUUUGACAAAGACAACCCAUGCACUUUUGAACGUUCUACUUUUGAAGAGAGUGCAGAAUAUCGUAUUGAACAAAUUCCACGACCUAUAGAAGGUGUUCCAUUGGAAUCCCAAUCACUAAUUCAAGUACAUCAUUUUACGAUGGUUCGUCAACGAACAAAUCCUAUUGAAACCCAUGGUCAUCCCUUCAGUAUUUAUAUUGGUUAUCAUGAACUUCCACCUUCUCUUCUGCAACGGAUUGCUUCUAAACUUGGACUUAGUGAAGCAGCGGUGGUAGAUUGGAAAAUGACCUUGGUAAAAGAAAAAUGCGUAGUGGAGAUUGUACCCACUAUACCUAUGGGAAAACAAUUAUUUGAGUUUUGCGAUAGACAAUGUUAUCAACCUAAUCAAGAAAAUCCUCUUAAAAUGGCGUUUUUGGGACUUGAGCACGCUCCAUUGUCAAAGCGUUCAGUAAAAAAAGAGGAUAAGGUGGUAAUCCUCAAUUAG